UCACUUUUACUUCAUUGCUAUUACUUUCCUUACAUUAUAAUUUUCAAAAACAACUUAAUAACGUUUCUUGAAUAUAAUAUUAACAUACAAUAAAUUAAUCUACUAUUCUGUGAUAUUAAUGUUUUGUUUUUAAAUUACAACUUUAAUUAACUGUGUGAUAUUAUAUAAAGUUGUUGAUUAGUCUCUUAUAACAAAAAUGGACCCUAAAUCAAAAAAAUAUGAAAUAAUUGAAUUUUUAGGAGAAGGGCAGUUUGCCACUGUAUACAAAGCCAAAGAUGCAUUUACUGGAAAUAUUGUUGCUGUAAAAAAAAUCAAAAUUGGAACAGCUGAAGAUGCUAAAGAUGGUGUAAAUCGAACUGCACUAAGAGAGAUUAAAUUACUUAUUGAAUUAGAUCAUGAAAAUAUUAUCGCUUUAUUUGAUGUAUUUGGUCAUUUAUCAAAUAUUUCUUUGGUCUAUGACUUUAUGGAUACUGAUUUAGAAGUUAUUAUUAAAGAUUCAUCAAUUGUAUUUACUCAGUCACAUAUUAAAGCUUAUACAAUUAUGACACUUCAAGGUUUGGAAUAUUUACAUAUGAACUGGAUACUACAUAGAGAUUUAAAACCAAAUAAUUUACUUGUCAACAAAAAAGGUAUAUUGAAAAUAGCUGAUUUUGGGUUAGCCAAAAGAUAUGGAUCACCAGACCGUAUACAUACACAUAGGGUGGUUACUCGAUUUUAUAGAUCUCCAGAAUUAUUGUUUGGAGCUCGUGCAUAUGGACCAGCAGUUGAUAUCUGGGCUGUUGGCUGUAUAAUUGCUGAAUUAUUAUUAAGGGUUCCUUUUCUUCCUGGUGAAUCUGAUUUAGAUCAGUUAACCAAGAUUUUUACUACACUUGGAUCUCCAUCUGAAGAAACAUGGCCUGGAGUUACCAAGUUGUCUGAUUAUGUUGUCUUUAAAAAAUUCCCAGCAAUUCCUUUAAGAGAAAUAUUUACAGCUGCACCCAAUGAAUUAUUGGAUGUUAUUGGUAGUAUGCUAAGUGUUAACCCAUUACAACGUCCUUCAUGUACUGAAGCUUUACAAAUGCCUUACUUUAGCAAUCGACCACCACCAUCUUUGGGUGGUCAAUUGCCACUUCCAGCUAAUCUUAGAGAUAAUAAUCCAGAUAAUCAAGAUUCAAAAGGACAAAAACGAAAAUUUACUGAUUAUUUAGAUGGAGGCACUCAACCAAAACGUUUAAUCUUUGAUAGUCUUGCGUAAUCCUAAAAUAGAUUAGUGUGUAAAAUAUGUUAAGACUUAUUGUACUUUUACUAUUAUUAUAAAGGAUUGUACAAAUAAAUUGUUUACAAAUAAAAUUAAUUCAAUGAUCA
This is a messenger RNA of Daktulosphaira vitifoliae (grape phylloxera), 1344 nucleotides long. It is a transcript of the gene Cdk7, whose product is annotated as cyclin-dependent kinase 7. Gene Ontology annotation, cellular component: transcription factor TFIIK complex; cytoplasm; transcription factor TFIIH holo complex. The transcript has 8 exons. The record is from RefSeq and is a predicted model, not a curated record. Gene Ontology annotation, molecular function: ATP binding; cyclin-dependent protein serine/threonine kinase activity; RNA polymerase II CTD heptapeptide repeat kinase activity. The coding region runs from base 197 to 1234 and encodes 345 amino acids. Gene Ontology annotation, biological process: protein phosphorylation; positive regulation of transcription by RNA polymerase II. Lineage: Eukaryota; Metazoa; Arthropoda; Insecta; Hemiptera; Phylloxeridae.